Messenger RNA from Harmonia axyridis, 468 nucleotides. RefSeq names its product ribonuclease P protein subunit p25-like protein. The record is from RefSeq and is a predicted model, not a curated record. NCBI's taxonomy places the organism in Eukaryota, Metazoa, Arthropoda, Insecta, Coleoptera, Coccinellidae. The coding region runs from base 1 to 468 and encodes 155 amino acids. Gene Ontology annotation, molecular function: RNA binding. The transcript has a single exon. Gene Ontology annotation, biological process: tRNA 5'-leader removal. Gene Ontology annotation, cellular component: ribonuclease MRP complex.
AUGGAAAAUUAUAUUAAAGGAAAAAUUGUAGAAGAUCCACUGCAAAUAACAGAUAUUCCUAUUUCGAAUAUUCCCCAAAAUGUGCUGUGGAUGCAGGUUAGAGGAGGUACUAAAAUGAGAAAUGUGAUAUCUCAUGUUACGACAUUUUAUGAGAAUAAGAGGGACGAUAUAUCUUGCAUCUGGACAGGAUAUGGAAAAUCUGUAGAAAAGGCCAUUUCUUGUGCUGAAGUUAUGAAGAGAAAUUAUAACUUCAAACUUCACCAAUAUACAAAAACUGGUUACAAAAUAGUAGAGGAAUAUUGGGAUCCUGUUGUCCCAGAACUAGACCAAAUAGUGGUAAAGAAAAAACUUCCUAUAGUCCAUAUAUAUUUAUCCAGCAAACCCUUGGAUAGUAGAGAACUAGGUUAUCAACCCCCUGGCCAAUUUGUUCCAUCUCAAGGAAAUGUCAACAUAUCAAAGGAGAAAUGA